Molecule: messenger RNA, 2402 nt
Organism: Bicyclus anynana (squinting bush brown)
Lineage: Eukaryota; Metazoa; Arthropoda; Insecta; Lepidoptera; Nymphalidae
Product: pancreatic lipase-related protein 2-like
Exons: 8
Coding region: 772-1797 (341 amino acids)
Molecular function (GO): lipase activity
Source: RefSeq, a predicted model, not a curated record
UCGCGGGCGUCCGCUAGUAUAAGUAUAUACUUGUACCACAUAAGUACUUGCUAACUAAAUUAAUUCACAACUAAAAUAAACCGAUUCCCAGUUAAAAUUAAUUGAUUCUAUAGAUAUGCCGAUUUCUUUUGUAGGUAACUGGUUUUUUUAACAAAUUAUACAAACCAAGGAGAGUUUACCUAAAGGUAUCUACAUAUUCUAUUUUUUGUACAUAAGUACCCACCAUACUUUUAACAUAAAAUACCAUAGAUAUGCAUCGCCAAUUCGCCAAUAAUUCAGAAAAAAACCUGGAAAAUGAAAAGAAAGGAUUUAUCUCACAUAAGUCCUAUUUAUCUAAACUACUAUUAUUAAAUAUUCAAAAUUAGUCGUAAGUCGCGGCCUAUAACUUGAUCUAUGCGCAGUUAUAAUUUUCGAGUGUUAGCGAAGCGACAUACGAUCGAGUAUGUAAUAAUCACAUCACUGUGGCGCCAUUAAAUCCUAUAUGUAUAACAGUUAGUCUUUAACCAUUUGGUUUUGGUGUAUGAAUGAAUGAAUGAAUGAAAUAUACUUUAUUGUACACCAAAAAUAAUAAUAACAGGCAAGAAAUUAACUUAAAAACUAAUGUACAAUUGGCGGCCUUAUCGCUAAUGAGCGAUCUCUUCCAGACAACCAAUCCAGGUGUACCUGCGCAGAAUGACUGACAUUCUGUUCAACUUAAUUGCCGGGGUCUAUAGUUAUACUUCGUUCCUCCGUCUUUAACAAUGGUAGUUCCGAAGCCUAUACGCAAACCAAAUGAUAAAAUUAUCUCUUUGUAGAUCCUUCAAAAUAAACGUAAUUUUCUUAGUUUUUUUAGUAGCUGCCAAUGGUCAGAUGAAAUUCGCAUUUCCUUUAUCUAAGGACAGUUUCCGACAGAUUCAACGUGCACUAAUAUCAGUACCGAAAGGGAGGAAAACGGAAUUGAGCGACAUCCGUAUAAAUUUUUAUAGUACAAAUGAGAUAGAUUCCAAGUUGUACAAGAUCGGGAAAAUUAGCUCACUGUUAUCAGACCCAGUGUUCGAUCUGCAGAAACGGACUAUGGUUUAUAUUCAUGGGUAUGUGGAGAAGGCAAGUGACAGCAGUGUUGCUAGAGUAGUGAAGGCGUAUCUCGCUCACGGUGGCUUCAACAUCCUGGUGCUGGACUGGGCUAACUUGGCGUUUGGAGAUUAUAUCAGUGCGCUGCUAAAUGUUAAACCGGUUGGCAACGAAGCAGGCAAAGGUUUAUUAAAACUACUCAAACAAGGGUUGAAUAUUGAAGGGCUGCAUAUAGUGGGCCAUUCCAUGGGCGCCCAUGUUGGUGCUGUUAUAGCGAGGUACCUGAAAAUUAGGGGCUAUACUAUACCGAGGUUAACUGGUCUGGACGCGGCACACCCUGGCUUCUACCCACCGAUACUGACUGCGCCCAUCAACCCAAAAGACGCUGACUUCGUGGACAUCAUCCACACGGACGGAGGUUGGUUCGGUGCCCCGGACCGGACUGGCCAUGUGGACUUCUGGCCAAACGACGGCACAGCCAAGCAGCCGGGAUGCCUGCCUUUCACUUUACCACUGACAGUGGAAAAUUUCUGCAGCCACUGGCGUUCGUGGCUUUACUGGGCCGAGUCAGUUGAAGGAGGCGAGUUCGUGGCACGAAAAUGUGACAACUACGACGAUUUCCUUCGCGGAAAAUGUUCCGGGAACGGUUACAUGGGAUUGGCUGCUACACCGAACAUGCGUGGAAAUUACUAUUUACGAACGGCGACACGAGAACCUUUUGCGUUAGGAGAGAAGGGGGCAUUAUGAGUCGACAGUAAAUUUUAUAUAUUAGUGUUCAGAGUGCCUAGUAAGAGUUUUCAAUGUUUUCAUACUGUGAGGAUCGCGUAAACGUAAACGCAAAUUUCUAAGGAAUUGAAACAGUUGUGUAGUAGUGCCACUAGAUGGCGGGUUUGGCGAAAUUCGCGUUUACGUUUACGCGAUCGUCACAGUAUGAAAACAUUGAAAACUCCCACUAGGCACUCAGAUUAGUAAGAUUGUGAAUUCAGAGUUAAUUGCGAACCUUUUUUGACUUUAAUUGUAAAUAAUAAAAUUUAUAUGGUUAUAAAAGUUUAUUUUUAUGUGUUAAAUCUCUGAACCUUCUAUCUUCGUUAUUUUUUAGUUCAUUAUCUCUGCACAGGGUCAGACCUCCCGUCUUAUGGGAGAGGGUAUAAUAUGGCGCUUAAACCCUGCUAUGAGUAUAGUCUAUUGUCAUAAACUAUGUAACGUCAAAGUCAUUGUCAAUGUCACUGUCACUGUCUAAGUGACAACUGUCACUGUCACUUCUAAGUGACAACUGUCACUAUCAUGCUAAAUAGGUACGCAUUACUCAUUACCUAAUCAUUAUAUAUUUUCGGCAUACUGAUUCUGAAUAU